Molecule: messenger RNA, 2229 nt
Organism: Neolamprologus brichardi
Lineage: Eukaryota; Metazoa; Chordata; Actinopteri; Cichliformes; Cichlidae
Source: RefSeq, a predicted model, not a curated record
AUGGCUUUCUACAAAGUGAUGUGUUUGGCUGCUGGGCUGAUGCUCCUGACCCAAGAGUCUGAGUCACAGCUGAAUGUUUGUGGUAAGGCGCCUCUGAACACCAGGAUUGUAGGAGGACAGGUGGCUCCUGUUGGCAGCUGGCCCUGGCAGGUCAGUCUGCAAAGAUUUGGGUUCCACUUCUGUGGAGGAUCCCUCAUUAACAGUCAGUGGGUGCUGACUGUUGCUCACUGCUUUAAAACCUUUACUGCAACCGGUCUGACUGUGAAUCUGGGCCGUCAGAGUCUACAGGGAUCUAAUCCCAAUGCAGCGUCUCGGACAGUAACACAGAUCAUCAAACAUCCAAACUACAACUCUGGUACCAACAACAACGACAUCUGCCUCCUGAGGCUCUCCUCACCGGUGACUUUCAGCAGGUACAUUUCUCCGGUCUGCCUGGCAGCUUCAAACAGCACCUUCUACAGCGGUGUUAACAGCUGGGUCACCGGCUGGGGCAACAUUGGAGAAGGAGUGUCCCUUCCUUCUCCACAAAACCUGAUGGAGGUGGAGGUUCCUGUUGUGGGAAACAGGCAGUGUAACUGUGACUAUGGAGUGGGAACAAUCACUGACAACAUGAUCUGUGCCGGGUUACCUGAUGGAGGAAAGGACUCCUGUCAGGGGGAUUCAGGAGGUCCAAUGGUGAGCAAGCAGAAUGGUCGCUGGAUUCAGGCAGGAAUCGUCAGUUUUAGGAAUGGUUGUGCCAGGCCGAAUUUUCCAGGAGUCUACACCAGCGUAUCCCAGUACCAGGCCUGGAUCAACAGCCAGAUCUCCUCCAAACAGCCGGGCUUCAUGACAUUCACGUCCACUGGGACCAACAGUGAUCUCAGUGUUACCUGCACAGGACUGCUACCAGUGCCAACCACCACCACUAUCACCACCACCACACUUUCAACAACCACUAACCAUCCAACAGUUUGUGGUCAGGCGCCUCUGAACACCAAGAUUGUAGGAGGACAGGUGGCCCGCGAUGGCAGCUGGCCCUGGCAGGUCAGUCUGCAAAGAUCUCGGACCCACUUCUGUGGAGGAUCCCUCAUUAACAGUCAGUGGGUGCUGACUGCUGCUCACUGCUUUCCAACCACCAACCGGAGAGGACUGACUGUGAAUCUGGGACGUCAGAGUCUACAGGGAUCUAAUCCCAAUGCAGUGUCUCGAACUGUAACACAGAUCAUCAACCAUCCAAACUACAACUCUGAUACCUACGACAACGACAUCUGCCUCCUGCAGCUCUCCUCACCGGUGACUUUCAACAAGUACAUUUCUCCCGUCUGCCUGGCAGCUUCAGACAGCAUCUUCUACAGCGGUGUUAACAGCUGGGUCACCGGCUGGGGAAGUACUGAAGAAGGAGCGUCCCUUCCUUCACCCAACCUGAUGGAGGUGCAGGUUCCUGUUGUGGGAAACAGGAAGUGUAACUGUAACUAUGGAGUGGGAUCAAUCACUGACAACAUGAUCUGUGCCGGGUUACCUGAUGGAGGAAAGGACUCCUGUCAGGGAGAUUCAGGAGGUCCAAUGGUGAUCAAGCAGAACGGUCGCUGGAUUCAGGCGGGAGUCGUCAGUUUUGGGGAAGGUUGUGCCAGGCCAAAUCUUCCAGGAGUCUACGCCAGAGUAUCCAAGUACCAGACCUGGAUCAACAGCCGGAUCUCCUCCAACCAGCCGGGCUUCAUGACGUUCACGUCCACUGGGACCAACAGUGACCUCAGUGUCUCCUGCAGAGGACUGCCCGCGCCAACCACCACCCCUAAAACAACCACCACCCCUAAAACAACGACCACCCCUAAAACAACCACCACCCCUCCGGUGGUCUGUGGACAAGCACCGAGGAGUUCUCACAUUUUGGGGGGAACUUCAGUGGCGAUAGCCGGUUCAUGGCCAUGUAUGGCAGGCUUACAGAAAAAUGGAAGUCACGUGUGCGGUGGGACUCUGGUGGCCUUGGACUCUGUGCUGAGCAGCGCCGACUGUUUCUCAAGCUCCCCUGUAGCGUCUGAGUGGACUGUCGUGUUGGGUCGUCUGAAGCUAAAUAGAUCCAACCCCUUUGAGGUGACCCUGAAUGUGACAAAUAUCACUCUGAACAUCCUCAGCACCUCCUCCGACCUGCUAACACUGGGACCCUCCUGCACACCCAGCCCCCACCCCGUUCCCCAUGACACCACUCGACUCCAAAAUAUGGAGACUCAUCGUUUUAUUGAAACACCUUAA